Molecule: messenger RNA, 2502 nt
Organism: Hypomesus transpacificus
Lineage: Eukaryota; Metazoa; Chordata; Actinopteri; Osmeriformes; Osmeridae
Product: ATP-dependent RNA helicase DDX4-like
Exons: 19
Coding region: 335-2101 (588 amino acids)
Biological process (GO): cell differentiation; gamete generation
Cellular component (GO): P granule; nucleus
Molecular function (GO): RNA helicase activity; RNA binding; ATP binding
Source: RefSeq, a predicted model, not a curated record
UGAGGUUGCCAGGUUUAGACCUAUCCCAUUAUUAACGUGUCUAAACCCGCCCUUGAAGAUUUAUGAGAAUUAACUUGCAAAUAUGUUGUUUUAGAGAUCAGUUUGAUCACAUACAUCCAAAACCAACAUUUCAGUAACUAGAUCGUCAUGCCCCACCCUAAUCUCACCUUAAUUGGUAAUUUCAAAGUAAUUUAAUGACUUAUAUCAGCUGGUGCAAUGUGCACUAGAAAACAUGAAUGACUGUUGAAUUGGUGGUUGGAGGUAGUACUAAACUAAUAGUAGUACUUUUUAGUUUUUCAAGAAAUCACCUGAUCCUCUGAGCCUAAAAACAAAAAUGGGUGAGAAUUGGGACGAAGAGGAAAUCCAGGUGUUCACUGGGACUUCAACCAAUAAUGAUGGUGGAAACAGUUUGUGGAACAAUGGAGGGCAAUUUGGGGGACAGGUCAGUGGUAAAGGUGGAGUCAGGGGAGGAGGCUUCACCACCCCAGCAGAGGACGGAAGCUCCAACUCAGAUAAUCAUAGACGUUCAACCUUUGGAGAGGUUAAUUCCUGGGGAGGCAUACGAGGAGGUCGAGGGAGCAGAGGAGGAAGGGAUAGUGCACGAUGCUUGAGCAGUGACGCUUCUGAUACAGGACCUGAAAAAGGGAGUGAGCCCAAUGGGAACGAUAACGACAGUGGAAGUUCACGGAACAGAGAAAAUGUAAUUGAAGGAAGAGGUGACAGAAGCACAAUAGAUGGAGGAAGUGAUGGAUUCAGCAAUUCAUUCCCUGAUGCAUCCAACGAUGACAACUUGGAUGAAAACCACAAUGCAGGUCCCAAGGUGACGUAUGUGCCACCUCCCCCUCCUGAAGACGAGACCUCCAUCUUCUCUCAGUUCCAGAAGGGGGUCAACUUUGACAAGUUUGAUAACAUCCAGGUGGAGGUACGUGGGAGAGACCCUCCACCUGCCAUCAUGUCAUUUGAGGAGGCUGGUCUGUGUCCGAACCUGAGCAGGAACAUCACCAAGUCUGGCUACAAGAAGCCCACUCCAGUCCAGAAACACAGCAUCCCUAUCGUAUCCACUGGACGAGACCUGCUGGCCUGUGCCCAGACUGGAUCAGGGAAAACGGCUGCCUUCCUGCUCCCUAUCCUCCAGACCCUGAUGUCCGACGGUGUCACGGCAGAUGGUUUCAAGCAGAUCCAGGAGCCCGAGGUCAUCAUUGUGGCGCCCACCAGGGAACUCAUCAACCAGAUCUACCUCGAUGCUCGGAAGUUCUCCUACGGUGGUUGUUUGCGCCCGGUGGUCGUGUAUGGAGGGAUCAGUUCGGCCUACGCCAUUCGGGAGGUGAUGCGGGGGUGCAACGUGCUGUGUGGGACUCCAGGAAGGCUGAUGGAUAUCAUCGGCAGAGGAAAGGUAGGAGUCAGGAAGCUGCGCUACCUGGUUCUGGACGAGGCAGACCAGAUGUUGGACAUGGGCUUUGAACCCGCCAUACGUUCCCUCGUGGGGUCACCUGGAAUGCCCCCUAAAGAGGAACGUCAGACGCUACUGUUCAGCGCCACAUACCCUGAGGACAUUCAAAGGUUGGCUGCCGACUUCCUUCGAACGGACUACAUCUUCCUGGCGGUGGGUCAGGUGGGAGGAGCCUGCUGCGAUGUGGAGCAGAGCGUGAUCCAGGUCACCCAGUUCUCCAAGAGAGACCAACUGGUGGAGCUGCUGCAGACGACAGGCCCCGAGCGAACUCUGGUGUUUGUAGGGUCUAGGAAGAAGGCGGAUUUCAUCGCCACCUUUCUCUCCCAGGUCAAGAUUCCCACCACAAGCAUCCACGGAGACAGGGAGCAGCAGGAACGGGAGGUAGCCCUACACGAUUUCCGUUCCGGUAAGUAUCCUGUCCUGGUGGCCACAUCGGUGGCAGCACGAGGCCUGGAUAUCGAGCAUGUGCAGCACGUGGUGAACUUUGACCUUCCCUCCGGCAUCGAUGAGUAUGUGCAACGCAUCGGAAGGACUGGUCGCUGUGGCAACACUGGACGGGCAGUGUCGUUCUUUGAGCCAGAUGCUGACACGCCAUUGGCUCACUCCCUGGUCAAAGUUCUGGAAGGGGUAUUUACAUGUUGUUUUAUUUAGAGAUUUACUCACACUCACUCACUGACUCACUCGGUAACAGUCCCAACAGGAAGUUCCCUCCUGGCUGGAGGAAGUCGCAGCCAGUGGUCAUGGCACUGCAGCAUUCUGUCCACAAAGGUGUGACUUUGAAUCCAUGGACACCCACAAGUCUCUUUCUGGAGCCCAGAGCCUGCCUAGUGAGGAGGAAUUAUGGGAGUGACUCUUCACUCACCUUGCUAACAUCCCUGUCCUGGUCUGACCCCUUGAAGCCGAGUUUAAUAAUAACAUCUGGAGCAAAGAAUCCCAAUUUAAACUAAUCAUCACUGUGGCCACUGCAAUGCUCAUAAAAUGAAUAUUAAUAAGCGGUGGGAUGCACAGUAUAUGUCAUGAGCACUGUAAUGUAAAUAAAAUUAACUGCAUUG